Molecule: messenger RNA, 2686 nt
Organism: Pseudovirgaria hyperparasitica
Lineage: Eukaryota; Fungi; Ascomycota; Dothideomycetes; Acrospermales; Acrospermaceae
Product: actin-like ATPase domain-containing protein
Exons: 4
Coding region: 384-2633 (749 amino acids)
Biological process (GO): regulation of DNA-templated transcription
Cellular component (GO): Ino80 complex; cytoplasm
Source: RefSeq, a predicted model, not a curated record
CAGUCUGAAGGACCCAUCAUGAAGCAGAAGGGACAGAUUCGCGAUGUAAUGGAAAUGUGCCAUGCUAUUCUGAAGUCCUUGUAACACUGUUUAUCAACUUGAAUGCUACAUAGGCCAUGGGUUGCUGUUUCACGAGUCCUUUGCUCAAUGAACGCGCUCAGCAAUAAUAGGGUGUUUUAGCCAGCCUUGCCCGCAUUCCGUUCCGGGCGGCGAGCUUCAGAUAGCUGCAACCAAAAUGUUACCUUUCGCAGGACUUCCGCCGUAUGCCUAGAACCACAAAGCUGCUCUGGUGAGCCAUCAUAUCUUCACAACUCCGCCUCUCCAUUGAUCGUGACUUGCCAUGUGGUGAUUCUGCGCAUACGACUCUACUGUCGGCCACCGCAAUGGCACCUUCAUUCGCAAACGAUGUCCCUGCUGGCUCCGGGCGCAACUCUCCCAAGCCUGAGCCUACGAAGCUUUGGGGUGUCAGCGAGCCUCCGUUCGAAGGCUUCAAGCCAAUCGAUACUGAAGGAUACAAACGGAGCAAUUCCAGCACCGCAAUCAUCAUCGAUAAUGGCUCUUCCAAUGUUCGCGCCGGCUGGGCUUUCGAUAACAAACCACGAAUCACAUUACCACCUCUUAACGCCCGCUAUCGAGAUCGGAAGCUAAACCGAACGUUUGUCUUCACGGGAUCUGACGUCUACUCCGAUGGAACGGCGCGCGGACAGGCGAAAAAUGUGUACGAGCCGGGUAGCAACAUAAUAAACAACUGGGAUAGCAUGGAAGGAGUCCUUGAUUAUGUCUUCGUCAAACUAGGACUGGGUGAUGCACAAGGGGGCAUAGGAAGGCCGGUGGUCCUGACAGAGCCAGUCGCAAAUCUGGCAUACUCGAGAAAAACCAUGUCCGAGAUUCUUUUUGAGUGUUAUGGCGCGCCUUCCGUGGCCUAUGGCAUUGAUUCUCUCUUCUCGUACAACUACAACAACGGCAAACACGGCCUCGUCGUGUCCUCAUCAUAUACAUCAACCCACCUCAUACCUGUCGUCAACUCAAAGCCACUUCUGUCGCAUGCGACUCGCCUCAAUUGGGGAAGGUUUCAGAGUGCGGAAUAUCUACAAAAACUGCUGCGCCUCAAAUACCCUUCAUUCCCGGCUAAACUCAAUGAUCCACAGUCUGAGGAUCUCGUGCGCGAUCAUUGCUAUGUCUCGGACAAUUACGAGCAGGAAUUAAGUCGGUAUCUCGAUUGGACCGGCUUGGAAGACCGCAAUCGCACCGUUCAGUUUCCCUUCACAGAGCAGAUCAUUGUACAGAAGACUGAAGAAGAGCUGGCAAAGAUAGCAGAAAGAAAGAAGGAAAGCGGGCGGAGGCUCCAGGAGCAAGCCGCGAAGAUGCGGCUUGAGAAGCUGAUUAGAAAAGAGCAAGAACUGGAGUACUACAGAGAGUUACUCGACAGGGUACAAAACACGACCAAGAAGGAGGCGAGGACAUUACUGGAGUCGGACGAUUUCGACGACGAAGGGCAACUAGAAAAGAAGAUCAAGGAGAUGGACAAGUCCAUUCGCAAAGCACGUAACAAAGACCUCGGUGAUGAGCCAGAGGAAGAGCAAGAGGAGCCUACGUUCCCUCUACUUGAAGUUCCGGAUGACCAGCUCGACGAGGAUGGUCUGAAGCAGAAGCGACAGCAGCGUCUAAUGAGGUCCAAUCACGAAGCCCGCGCAAGAGCAAAGGCCGAGAAAGAACGCGAGAAAGCCAGAAUAGCCGAAGAAGAGCGUCUGGACACCGAGCGCCGCGAGAAAGACCCAGAAACUUGGAUCGAAGAGCGUCGCGCCGCGCGACACGCAAUCGUGGCUAAGAUCAAGGAGAGGGAGAGGAUGAAGGCAGAGCUGGGAAAUCGAAAAUCGCUUGUAAAUCAGAUGCGCAUGAAGACAAUCGCCAACCUCGCGUCGGAUACCCCAACAAAGAAGCGUAGGCGCGGCGGGGGUGACGACGACACAUUCGGUGCAGACGAUGCUGACUGGGGUGUAUAUCGGACUGUUGCGACGGGCGAACAGGACAGCGAUGAUGAGGAAGAAGACCUCAAUUCUAAUCUGAGAAAGCUGGAAGAGCAGCUACUUCAAUACGACCCGAACUUUACAGAAGACAGCACACGAGAGGCCGAAACAGACUGGACCAAGAGUUUAGUUCACGCUUUCCUACGUGGACCAUAUCCUUACGACCCUGAGGACCAGCGGCAAUCACAUCAACUGCACUUGAAUGUUGAGCGUAUCCGCGUGCCAGAAGUCGUCUUCCAACCCUCAAUCGCGGGAGUAGACCAAGCCGGAAUCGUGGAAAUUGCAGCAGGCAUCCUCAACGAGAGGCUUGGUGACUCUGCGUAUCGGACGGAGAUAAUGAAAGACAUCUUCUUGUGCGGUGGUAACACUUUGUUCCAAGGAUUUGAAGAGAGACUAAAGAACGAGCUACGCGCAGUCAUGCCAGCUGACGCGGUUAUGAAAGUACGAAAAGCCGGCGACCCAGUGCUAGAUGCAUGGAGAGGUGCGGCAAAAUGGUCGGGCACUCAGGAGGCGAAGCAGAGCUUUGUCACGAGGGCGGAAUUCUUGGAGAAAGGUGGAGAUUACCUGAAGGAACAUUCAUGCGGGAACGCCUUUCAAUCUUACUAGGUAUAUGUCUUACCACAUGAGCAUUGGGAUACUCAUCAGCUCAAGAAUGGAAA